AUGCCCUACCAUUUAUCAAAUCUGAAAAAAGAGUACAACCUUGCUGAAAUGGUUUCAAAUAAUCCUACUAUAAUAAAGCCAAGUCCGGUUACUUUUCCAUUAAGCCAAUACAUUGCUACAAAUAUACUACCAACACCAAAGCCAAGGGGCUUCAAAAACGUGGUUGCCAUGGUGGAUUCAAAUAUAAUUACAACAGCCAGUAUAGGCGUAGAUGCUAUUAGAGAAAGGUUUUAUAAACCGGACCGAAGAAUUUCACAUGUGACUAUGGACAAAUCACCACCAGCGAAAAAGUUGGGGGCAAAAAUUCCUAAUAAACCGGACUUGGGCAUUUCACAUUUAACAUUAGAAAAUUCACAAUUGGUGAAAAGGUCGGUUACAAAAAUAAUUGAUAAACCACCGGAUGUACACAAAACAACACCAAAUGAGAAAAAAGAGCUGACAAUAUUAUUGUUGGGAGAGACAGGUGUGGGAAAGUCUACAUUCAUUAACGCUAUCGUUAAUUACAUGUCUUAUGAGAGUAUUGAUGCGGCCAUUGAUGGACAGCCCAUAUGUUUAAUACCCGUAAGCUUUACGAUGGCAGACACAAAAACUGGAGAAGAUAUCAUGGUAACAUUUGGUGACCAAGAUAUUAAUGAGAACACUGAGGACUCGACUAAAUCUGCCACACGAUAUCCUAAAUGUUAUAAGUUUCAAAACAAUAGCAUUGUGCUCAAUAUAAUCAAUACGCCGGGAAUUGCGGACACGGAUGGUGUGGACAAAGAUGAAAAAAAUUUGCAGAAUAUUUGGGAUUUUAUUAGUAAUUAUCCGGAAAUCAAUGCCUUUUGUGUGCUUUUAAAGCCAAACCAAACGAGAAUUAGCCCAGCGUUCAAGUAUUGUUUGCUACAAUUGUUCACUCGUUUGAAUAAAAGCGCCGCAAAUAAUAUACUAUUUCUGUUCACAAAUUCUCGGAGCACUCUCUACAGUGUUGGCGAUACGAGCCCUGUCUUAAAGGCUAUUUUAGGGCAAAUCAGAGAAACUCAUCCAAAUGUUGACAUCCCUUAUAAUAGAAAUACAAUCUAUUGUUUCGAUUCCGAGUCCUUUCGAUAUCUCGUGGCUUCGGUUCCGCCAAAUAAUAUACAGUUUGACCCGAAAUAUAUGGCCUGUUAUGUUGACAGUUGGAACGUGUCUGUGGAUGAAUGUCGUCGAUUAUUUGAGCACAUAAUGGAAAUGCCGGCACACAAAGUGAUGGACACCUUAUCACUGAAUAACGCCAAACAAAUCAUACAAUUAUUAACCAAACCGUUGGCCGACAUCACGAAGAAUAUCGCGGAUAACGUUAAACAAUGCGAAAAACAUAAGGUAGAGAUAAAUCAUUUUACGGGUAAUAUUGAAGCCCUGCGGAACAGUCUCUACAUGAAUAAAAUCCAGAUUAAAUCCGUGCCAUUAAACUACACAAAGACUGUGUGCAGUGACAGUCGAUGUUGCGAACAUACGGUAGUCGAUGGCGUGACCCAGACUAAUUACAAAACCGCUUGCCAUUCACCAUGCUACCUGCAUGGUGGCGACCUAACCCGGUGUAUAGCGUUCAACCGGCACAGUACGGACGACCGGGUGCGAACCAAGGGCUUUUUUAGCGAAAUUGCCCGCAGUUUCAGAGAUUCGACGCAUGGCUCUGAUAAUUGUUUGCAUUGCGGCCACAGUUAUACACAGCACCUGCACAUCACGUACGACACUAAGCCCGAAGUGAUCAGAGUGAUUGAUCCGGGGGUCAGCGCACGCAUAAGUACCGCCCAAUCGUCCGCUGCGGCCAAACAGCAACUCAUCCGAGUUAUGGACCAACAGAUCGCCGAAUUGAACGCCGAAAGCGAGACAAUUGUGAAAUCCAUGUCAAUGUUUGCCUGUUUUCUGGCCAACAAUGCGUUGACGCCUAUGAACGACGCGUUCGAGGAUUACGUCCGACACCUGAUAGCCAACGAACGGCACAGCACUUCCGGCGCUGACUCUGUGGUCACUAUCACACGACUCGAACGAGUGUUAAAGAUAUACGAGAGUGAAAAGCAGUUGAUUAUGUCGGCGAUGAGUGGAUCGGCGGUUGGUUUCCAGGGUUCAGUUAUUACGGCCGAACAGAUAGAUGAAAAUGUGGGUAAACUGUGCAUGCUCAAACACAAAGGCCAAGACAUUCGGACCAUGUUGGACAUGCAACGUGCGGCCAAAGCUCAGAUACACGCCGCUCACAAUACGCAGCCAACCACUAGAUUUAACAUGGCGACAUUUUUACUGGGACACAAAGAAAUGGAUUAA
Medioppia subpectinata is the source of this 2280-nucleotide messenger RNA. NCBI's taxonomy places the organism in Eukaryota, Metazoa, Arthropoda, Arachnida, Sarcoptiformes, Oppiidae. The record is from the annotation of a GenBank genome assembly.